AUGGGUGAUAAUGAAGAUGACGGAUUGAGAUCUAUCUUCAGCUCAAGUUCAAGCCAGUCAUACACAACAUGGGCAGUCCACGAGGCUCGCCUGAUUGAGCCGCGUGAAACACCGUCAAAGGAGCAGGCGAUUGCUUUUAUUGACGAACUCUACGAAUCAAAGACACCAUUCUUCACCAAGAAGGCAAUCGGAGAACUGGCGGCUCAGCUUAAGACUCAAGGCACGGCAGGUGAUACAAUAAUCACCAAGGACCUCACCGGCGCUUCACUCGAAUGGAAAGUCAAAGUCGGGAAGUCUACCUGGCGUCGGUCCUACCCGGACCCUGAUAUCAGGAAUGAAUGGAUCUACAAGGCAGUUGGCAUAAAUUACAGCUCUAAAGCACAGCUGGAAAGUGACUUAGACUGGAAAGAGGUCGAGAACACGGUCUACUCCCCACUCAGUUUGAUGCACAGAAUAUGUCGGGUCGACAGCAACAGUGAGAACAAGGACACAAUCCACAACCACAAGAUUGAAGAGCGCAGCGUCGUCGCUCAGGAUUUCCAAAGCAAGAUUCUGGCCUGGGAAGAAAGCGAGACAUGCAAGAAUUUCAAAUCGAUUUUGUCUUCAUUUGCAAGUGGCCACAAUAUCAACAAUAUCGUCGGUCUCGCUUGUGGUAGCCUAGCCUUGCCAGAAAAUGACAGUGCCGCAUCCCAGACAGCGUUGCUAGUCACUGUCAGGAACUGGCUGAAAGAGAGAGACCCGAACAAAAAUGUUUCCUGUUACAUCCAAGAUCCGAUGAACACCCCUGUCGAUAAGGAGGUUCUCGCAGAUGUCGGAUUCGAGAUGAUUGAUGAUCCACGCGGCUGGCUUGAGGUCAAUGAGCAGUCGGUUGUUCUCUCGGUGGCACCCAAUGUGCCCGUGAAGGAGAUUAUCGCGGAUAUCGCGAGACCUGCCAUUGUGAUAUGGUAUCGCGUCGAGGACGAAGAAGAGAAAGUGGCCUCGACCGACCCUAACUCGGCCCGAGUAAGGGCAAUGAUGGAAGGUUAUGAAUUACAUGAGUUUGGAUCUGACGAAGAGAAGUGGUCGGAUGUGGUGGUUUAUAUCCGGAAAUCUGCGGUUGCCCCGAUUCCAAAUGAAGAUGGUACAUUCUAG
Molecule: messenger RNA, 1131 nt
Organism: Penicillium salamii
Lineage: Eukaryota; Fungi; Ascomycota; Eurotiomycetes; Eurotiales; Aspergillaceae
Source: the annotation of a GenBank genome assembly